AUGUUUCUGAUUUUGUUUUCCAAUUUCUUUCUUUCUUUUUUUUCUUUCUAUUCUUUUCUUAUUUUCUUUCUUUUUCUUUAUUCUUUUCUUUCCUUUUUUCUUCUUUUUCUUUUCUUUCUUUCUUUCUUUCUUUCUUUCUUUUCUUCUUUUUUCUUUCUAUUCUUUUCUUUUGCUUUCUUUUCUUCUUUUUCUUUUCUUUUUCUUUCUUUCUUUUCUUUUUCUUUUCUUUUCCUUCUUUUCAUUCUAUUCUUUUCUUCUUUUUUCAUUUCUUUUCUUCUUUUUUAUUUCUUUUCUUCUUGUUUCCUUUUUCUUCUUUUUUCUUUUCUUUCUUUUCUUUUCUUUUCUCUUUUCUCUUCAUUUUCUUUUCUUUCUUUUCUUCUUUUUCUUUCUAUUCUUUUCUUUCUUUUUCUUUUCUUCUUUUUUCUUUCUUUUCUUCUUUUUCUUUUCUUUUCUCUUUCUUUCUUUUCUUUUCCUUCUUUUCCUUCUAUUCUUUUCUUCUUUUCGUUCUCUUUUUCUUUUCUUUUCUCCUUUUUUCUUUUCUUUCUUUUCUUCUUUUCUUUCUUUUCUUCUUUUCAUUCUUUUCUUUCUUUUCUUCUUUUUUAUUUCUAUUCUUUUCUUCUUUUCUUUCGUUUGUUUUCUUUCUUUUCUUCUUUUUUCUUUCUUUUCUUCUUUUUUCUUUCUUUUCUUCUUUUUUCUUUCUUUUCUUACUCUUCUCUUCUGUCUUUUCUUCUCUCAUUCAGGUACAAGGCCAUAUUAGUGGCGCAUUCUCUCAAUGUCGAUCUCACUAAACUACGACAAACUCGAACUAGAACAGCUGAUCUCUCAUAUAGAAGCAAGUGGAAUUUCUUUCUUUGUAAUUUGACACAAGGCUUUUUCCUGUUCCAUUUGCUUUUUCUUCUUCUUCUUCUUUUAUAUCUUUCUUCUUCUUCCAUAUCUUCCUCUGCCUUCUUUCCUUCCUUUCUUCUUCUUCUUUUUCCACAUCACCCUCUUCGUUCUUUUGAAUCUUCUUCUAUAGACCUCGUCAACUACUUCUUCUUCUUUAUCCCCAUAUUCAUCCCUCGUCUUUCUUGUUCCACUCUUCCUUCUCCUUCUCCUCAUUCUUCUUCUUCUUCUUCUUCUUCUUCUUCUUCUUCUUUUUCUUCUUCUUCUUCUUCUUUCUCCUCUCCUUCUUCUUCUUCUUCAUCAUCAUCAUCAAACACUUCCGUUUCCUCUUCUGUCUUCCAUAUCUUUUUCUUCCUCAUUUGCUUCCUUUUUCUCCUUUUUCCUCUUUCCUUUCUUUCUCUCCCAAUCUUUUUCUUCCAUAUCCAUAUCUUCUUCUUCUUCUUCUUCUUCUUCUUCUUCUUCUUCUGCUAUUGCUUUUUCAUCUUUUUCUUCUUUUUCAACGUCUUUUUCUUCUUUUUAUUAUAA
Molecule: messenger RNA, 1407 nt
Organism: Acanthosepion pharaonis
Lineage: Eukaryota; Metazoa; Mollusca; Cephalopoda; Sepiida; Sepiidae
Source: the annotation of a GenBank genome assembly